AUCAGUUUUAGAUGUGUAGUAUGUGAGACAGCUUGUGUUGAGGAAAGUAGAUGUCUAUAGAUGGCGACCGCCUUUGACUAUUCAAUCGACAAUUCAUCUGCGGCGGCUGCCAGCGGAAUAGACAGUGGAAUUGAGAUCGAUCGCAACUUGACUAGUUCCAGUCCCGCAAUGUCUGACGAAAGCAGUGCUGGAAAAUCUAAACAAUGCAGUAUUGAUAGCGGCAGUAAAAGUGCCAACGGCAAUGUCAAAAAACAGACAUCAGGAAACAACGCAGUCCUCGAUAUCAAAACAACAGCGGCGUCUUCCGGUGGCUUUUCUGGUUCCGGAUCUCAACACAGUAGAGGCGGAAGCAGAGGAGCCGCUGCAGGGGGAGGUUCAAAUGGUGCUGCAAAGAAGAAUCUCUUACCACACAGCCUACUGUCAAUUCCUCCCAAGUCCACCGCAAUUGAAAGCCAGCCACUAGUCGACCUCGAGAACCUAAAUUCUGGAGAAGAGGACGACGGCUUUGCUUUGCCGCUGCCAGUUAUUCAGCACAACGCAAUGGGGAAGAAAGACUACCGCCGAGUGCAGACGAAAGAGCCCUGGUCCCCCAAAGAGGUCCGUUUCGGAGGAGGAGGUGGUGGUGGUGGUUUUUCUCUAACUGACAGUGGGGACGAAUUGGACCUGAUCCCACCCUCGGUCCCCCGUUCCAGGUGCUCCUGUGUCAGUCUGUGUCCUUCUAUGUUCUCUUACUCCUACCACAAAACCGGACAAAACUAAUUUCAAUAUAA
Messenger RNA from Symsagittifera roscoffensis, 770 nucleotides. RefSeq lists its product as uncharacterized. The record is from RefSeq and is a predicted model, not a curated record. The coding region runs from base 61 to 759 and encodes 232 amino acids. The transcript has 5 exons. NCBI's taxonomy places the organism in Eukaryota, Metazoa, Xenacoelomorpha, Acoela, Convolutidae.